Messenger RNA from Heterotrigona itama, 4988 nucleotides. The record is from the annotation of a GenBank genome assembly. NCBI's taxonomy places the organism in Eukaryota, Metazoa, Arthropoda, Insecta, Hymenoptera, Apidae.
AUGAACAAACUGGUUGCUGGUUACACGAACGAAAAAUCACAGAAUUACGUAAACUCGAAUUAUAUGAUACAAACUAUUUAUCCCACAUAUAAAUUUACAAUAAAUACUCUAAACUUCGCAUUCAACGAGUGUGAAAAGAAUAAAGAAACUAACGCGUCGGAGAAUUUCAUUUCUGCCAUCACGUUCACGAUGAUCGAUUCGUCAGAGGGGGCUGGUGAAAGGAUCACCCCGAGAGUCAGAGAUCCAUAAGUUCAACCAUGCAAGACCUUUCAUUCGACAGCGUGGCUAAUCAGCGAGCCGGUUCCACGACAAAUCCAAUCCGAGGACAAUGACCUAACGAGCAAACUCGAUUUAAAUCCGGACGCCUCAAUAUCGUUUCGAAGGCGUCUAGUGAGUGACACGGUGGCACGGAGACUAUCCGCGAGACGCCUUGUCGCCCGUUGGAUCCGAUAUUGUAUCCCUUAAGACGUUCCACAGAUUUAAAUUAAGUUCUUGCCCGCAGAUAUUGAAUUCACUUUAUGUUAAUACCGGGUGAUCCUCGCCACCCUCGAAAGCCACCAGGGGAGAAGCACGAAGACGAACGGCUGAAUAAUUUUCGAAAGCUUUUUCCUCCGUGGAAACUAGGCAGAGGGAAGAAAAAGAAGAAGAAGAAGAAGAUCCGAUUCGCUGAUCCGUUUCUUCGGGAAUCAACUGGCUACGCUUUGUUCCUUCGUUUCCCACAAUCUUUGUCCUUGGUUAUAAUUCAAUUAAACGAUUUAAUGAACGCUUUCGUCCAGAGUUUCUGGACGGUUUCGAUUUAUUUGAUACGAUCGUGGGGUAGAAGAACCUCUUGCCCCGUAUCGUCGGGGUGGAGAUGUUUAGAAAAAGAAGAAACGAAAUUUCAUUUGCCGAAAGAGGAUCUCAUUGCUAGACUACUUGCUGUAUAAAAGAGUUCAGAAUUGUGUGUCAAAUCAUGGAUCGUGCUUUUCGAGUUCGAUGUAAUGAAAAUUUUAAUUCUGGAUGGUAAUUCUUGAACUUUCUCUGAAUCUCGUAGCAGCAUUAUAAAUUACGGGACAUAUUGGUUAGUUUCAAUACUAAUAUAAAAUUGCAUAUGUUACUGUUAUUGAAAUAUCCACUAUUUAUAAGAAUCCUUGUAUUUUUUUCUUUAUCGUCUGAAGAAGUGAUUCCUUUGAAACGUACAUUCGAAUAAUGAUAGUUAAAUCGUAAUUAAAUUUUUUUCUUACUUUCUACACAUAGAAUUCUUAUUAUACUUUUAUUAAAUUUCUGCUCAAUUUUCUUGAACUUCACGCAAAUUGCAUCGACUUAAAUUUAAUCGUUAAGAGAAAAGAAAAGAGUUAAAUUCAUUACUUUACCAGAACGUAAAACAUCAAAACAUUCCCACGAUCGAAAAUUAUCCAAUUUCAUUAUUUCACUAAAAUGGCAAAUAUUUCAUUUCCAAACUAACGUGCAAACAAACUCCACUGGUCAUUGUUCUCAUUACUAUGCUUCGAGCCAAUCAGCGUUCUGUACGCAAAUUGAUCAAUCUAAAACUUUCGAGUUUCACAUUCUCCAGCACAGGGGACUCUAAUCACGCACAAUAUAUUGCUUAAUCUCGACUUCGUCGCGUUCACGAGCGGGCAUUUAUACUUCCCUGCAAUUUAGGGUAAUACCAAGUAAUUCCUCGUCCGUCUAGCAGCGACCAGUCGUUCAACAUCUCUUGUUGCUCGAUAAAUUACCGCAUGAACGCGUCGUUCGAUCACUAUAUACACGCCGUAUCGAAAUAAGUCAGCCUGGCUGUCUCUCUCGAUAAAUUAGUUAACAGUUAACACGCUCACGCUCACGAGCACGCGAAGAGCCCGAGAAUGAACUUUUCCGUUAUUUUCACUGGAAAUCACGGUCAAUUCGCCCCUAAUGACCAUACGGACAGUUCGCUGAUAAUUUUAUGGAGAUAGAACUUUCGUAAACUAUCGACUGGCAUGGUCAUCCUAGCAUAUUACGGAAUAACAAGUUGCCGUGUACAUAUUACAUUACGUAUUACGUUGCACACCGUUACCAUCGUUGGUCUUAAUUUUGUAUAACGUUGAUUACUUAGCAAAGUUUCGGUUUACAGAAAACACAGGUUCUAAAGCUGUUAAUUUUACAAGUGGUCAUUUUCUCGUUGAAUUCUUAUCGCGUAGGAAGUAAAGUAAAUUACCUAGUAAUGGACUGUGUGUACAAGUCUCGUGAUUUUUAAUUUGUAUCUUCAAUUAUAUGCUGAGAAUUUAGAAAAAAAAAUAAUAAAGGGAAGAUACAAUUCUGAUAGAAUUGUCCAUUCGUGGUUCUUUUCAUGGAUCAACAGUGAUAAGAUUCAAGAUUUCACGUAUUUAGUGGAUUAAUCGUAUCGCUACCUAUUAUUUUCAUUUCUUUGCUCGAACUCGUCGAGGCACGAAUUUUUUCUUCCUUCAAUUUCUGAAAUAUGAGAUUCAAUGUUUAAACGUCUUUUUUCAACGUCCUUGAGAGAGAGUGGGAGAUCGUACGGAAAGAUUUCUCGGUCAAGAAGCGUAGUUUCUUCUUGACUGAAGAAAAGCGGGUCAUCGCGGGGCAUUAAGUCGGAUCCUACACAAUUCCUACGCUACAGUUUAUUGUGGAAUUCCAGAGUGAAGUUUUCACGAUUGAAAGUUUCUCGCUAAAUUUCACACUUCGUGUGGCAAAUUUCUGCGGCACGCUAACCAAUCUGGUUGAAGAUUUCUCGACGAAAUUUUCAUUUUUGCCUGGUACAAAAAAAUAAGUAGAACACUUUCAGAUACACUAUCGCGACUUUCUGGGACAAUAUUUAUCUCCACAAAUUUAUUUAUUACGAGAAGAUAGUGAUAGCGAACAAUCAGGAAUUUCAAGCUUUCAAAUUUUCCAAAGUGAUUUUCAUUUUUCUCACAAUUUCCGAGCGAGUUGUAAUAUAAAUUAAGCGUCGCGCGCGACGCACGCGAUUUAAAGGGACGAUCGUGACACGCGGAGAAUCAUCACUCGGCAAACGAGAUGAAACAUCGCAAGCGUAGGCGAAGAAAGUUCUAAGUAAGAGGCGACCAAGCAGAGACAUUCUUAAUCAUGUAAACGGGAGGUUGUCUUAAAAGCUCUUUGCGAAUAAUGGCGGAUGGUUCUAGUCAAGCUAGUCCACGAAGGAUCCCGUCUUCUCCCUUUUGUUCAAAGAUUUACGAGCGGACAGGGGAACUCGAACGAGCCUGGUCUCUCCUCCUCCCCUCCCCCGUUAAAAGUGCUCGAUUCGAUCGUCAGUAUAAUGUUCCUCGCGAAAAGUAGAAGUUGAAUCUUCCGGCUGGACGUUUCUCGUUUCAACGACAAUCCCGCCACCAGAAAUUACACCAACUUCCACUGCAGCGUUAACGUGUUUCGCGUCGCAUUUACCCCUGAAACUGUCCUUUAACCAAGUUUCCCGCCGGCGAGAAUUCUUGCCCCUUGGCUGAGAAUUGCAAUUCCCGAAAAACUGUCACAAUUGAAAGGCUACUGAAUACUCCGGCAAGAAAUUCUAACAUGCACGAUAACAAUUCCAUUCGAUCAGAUUAAAUUAAACGUUUGUAAACAUUUCGAAUAUUUUAUCAGGUGAAUAUUUUUGCAUUUUGGUUGCAAUUUACAUUUUUUUAAAAAAUCGUAAUAAUUGGAAAGAUAUUAUGUAUGUUUGUAUGGAACUUCAGUGCAUAAUAUUCUCAUUCGCGAAAAUUGUUUGCAAAUAUUUCAGGUAUUUGAAAAAUAUCCGCUUGUAGAAGUGCUGCAUAAUUGACGUGUGCAUAGUGAGUAUUUUUUAUUCAAGACGGAAAAUAUUGAGAAAUUUAAAAUCAGUACGACAAUGGCGUUUGUUGUUCAUCGGACGUGUUUUUUUCUUUCUUUUAAUUAUUGUCUGAUCAAUAUUUCUUCUAUGAGAAAAUAAAUAUGGUAAUCGUAUGGCGUCGGGAAAGUUGUCAGCUUUCAAACGAAUUCCACAUUCCACAGUUUGCCACUUAAUCUCGAGUCGAAAAGGGCCAUGAAUUUUGAAUAAAAUAUUCCGCGAAAGGCGUUGACUUUAAAGCAUUCUCGACGUUCUGAUUUUUAUACAUAUUGAAGUGCCCGUGGUAAAAGAAGGAGCAAGCGACACUUCGUAAUUAUUCGAACGACUUCAACGACGGUCGUCGAACGUCGCUUGAAUAAUUUAGAUUCGAAGUACGCAAGUACCAAUGUACAAUAUAAAAACAAUAUUAAUACUUGCUAAUAAUCGACUUUAUAUUUAUUAUACGAUAAUAAAAUCCCACUAUUUAUUCACGAUAAACUUUUGUGAUAAAAAGAAAGUGAAAUAUAAAAAACAUUUCUUUCUCGAAUUAUGAACAAAUGAAGUAAAAAAAAAAAGUGAACAGACUAUGCAAUAAUCUUGAAAGAUACUUGAAAAGAACAUACGAAGAUAUUGAGUUUCUUACAGAAAUUUUUUUAUGAAUAUAUUAUAUGUAUUCUACGAAAUAUUUCGUUAUAAUCAUGUUGUUUAUAUUUAAGACGAAUUUGAAAAUGUACACAAAAGUAAAGAAGAGGAUAAAGUCAAAAUAUUUAAAAAAGUGAAGUAUUUACUGCGACUAAUUUAAGAUCUACUAUCUACUAAUUGUAUGCCAAUUUUUCAUUGAGUGCUGAUGAAAUUUCUGGAAAUGUGAUACGUUCACAAAAAUUUCGAAUGCUUGAAAAGUAUUCUUCGAUCCAUUUCUACACUUUCCACAACCAAAAUCCAGCCAACGAAUCGUAACGUCAAAUCGUAACAUUGCCUCGAUUUUUCUCUUGCCCAAAGCAUCGUUUUCGAAACAAACGAGCAACGAAAAAGAGAAAAAAAGAAGAAGAAGAAGAAGAAGAAGAAGGAGAAAAUAAAAAAAGAAAACUAGAAGUGGAUAACGUCGAUCGAAUUGUAUUAGAUUGAAGCGUGUCUACGGAAAGGCAACGAUCAGAAUUUAUAUUCCAGAGUGGUAGCUGGUUUGACGACGAUCCAUCUAUUCCCGGUAGACAGUUGA